AUGGCCACCACCAACAGUCAGAGCCACUAUUACGCCGAUAACAUGUACAACAUGUACCACCUGAACAGCCACAGCCACGGCCACGGCCACGGCCUGCCCACGCCCACGUACUAUGACAACAGCUACUACCAGAGUGCCUCCACACAGAGUGCCGCCAGUCAGUGGCAGCCAACGGCAGCCAGCUAUCAGAGCAGCUACGGAGCAGCAGCCGCUGCCUAUGCCCCGGAGAGCUACUCCGACAGCAGCUGCUACUACGCCCAGAGCAGUUACAGUCCCAUCGAUGCGACAGUCACCGCUCCACAGAUGGCCCCGGCACACCAGACCGAGAUCCGUGCCGCCUCGCCCGUGAAGUCUCUGAAGCGCAGGGCGGAAGUGGCUGCCGCCAUCAUCGCCGGCGUCGAGGAGCGACCCAGCACACUGCGUGCUCUGCUCACCAAUCCCGUGAAGAAGCUGAAGUACACGCCCGACUACUUCUACACCACCUUCGAGACGGUGAAGAAGACGGGAAGCACGGGAACAGCAACAGGAACAGCCACAGCCACAGUGCCAGCUCAGCUGAAGGCCAGCUGCAGUCCCGCUCCCAGCUACGAGCAGGAGUACGUGGCAGCACCCACGCCCAGCGCCUCCGAGGAUGUCGACUAUCUGGAUGUCUACUCGCCACAGUCCCAAAAGAAUCACAAGAAUGGCGAAUAUGUGGCAGCCACACCACCGCCAGCCUCUACACCAGCCACGCCCACCUCCAUUGUGGAGGGCAUCAGCACACCACCCCAAUCGCCGGGCGUAAAGUCGGCCACGGCAUCGAAUGUCAGUCAUGAGAUCAAUCAUCGAAUUGUGACAGCUGCCAACGGCGGAGUCGCCGCCGCCGAAUUCAAUUGGUCGCACAUCGAAGAGAGUCUCGCAUCAGAUUGCAAGGACUCGAAACGCACGCGCCAGACCUACACCCGCUACCAGACUUUGGAGCUGGAGAAGGAGUUCCACUUCAAUCGGUACAUCACGCGGCGGCGUCGCGUCGACAUUGCCAAUGCCCUGAGCCUGAGCGAGCGCCAGAUCAAGAUCUGGUUCCAGAACCGACGCAUGAAGUCCAAGAAGGAUCGCACGCUGGAGGGUUCGCCCGAGCACUGCAGCACGGCAGCGGCAGCCUACGGUGCGCUGCUGGCACCUCUGGAAGCCACCUCCAACCUGCCCAUGCCCAUGCCCAUGCCCGCUCAGCCACAGGCGAUGCCCUACCAUGCCACCGCUCCGUAUCCCGCUUAUUUGGCCAGCAGCCACAGCCACAGUCACAGUCAUAGCCAUGGGCACGGACACGGACAGGGCUAUGGCCUGCUCAAUGAUUACACGCAGCAGCAGCAGCAGCAGUACGAGCAGUACGCCACACCGCAAUAUCAUCAACAGACCCAGCAGCAGUGCAGUGUCAGUGCCUACCAGCAGCAGCAGCAGCAGCAGCAUCACCACCACCAACAGCAGCAGCAGGAGCUGACCGCCUCCAACCAGGCCCUGUACCAUCACCAGCCCUAG
This is a messenger RNA of Drosophila obscura, 1515 nucleotides long. RefSeq names its product segmentation protein fushi tarazu. Gene Ontology annotation, molecular function: RNA polymerase II cis-regulatory region sequence-specific DNA binding; DNA-binding transcription factor activity, RNA polymerase II-specific. The record is from RefSeq and is a predicted model, not a curated record. Gene Ontology annotation, biological process: negative regulation of transcription by RNA polymerase II; anterior/posterior pattern specification. Bases 1 to 1515 code for a protein of 504 amino acids. Gene Ontology annotation, cellular component: nucleus. NCBI's taxonomy places the organism in Eukaryota, Metazoa, Arthropoda, Insecta, Diptera, Drosophilidae. The transcript is spliced from 2 exons.